This is a messenger RNA of Octodon degus (degu), 1370 nucleotides long. RefSeq names its product arachidonate 12-lipoxygenase, epidermal-type. Gene Ontology annotation, biological process: lipid oxidation; linoleic acid metabolic process. Gene Ontology annotation, molecular function: arachidonate 12(S)-lipoxygenase activity; arachidonate 15-lipoxygenase activity; iron ion binding. The annotation marks the transcript as partial. The transcript is spliced from 9 exons. NCBI's taxonomy places the organism in Eukaryota, Metazoa, Chordata, Mammalia, Rodentia, Octodontidae. The record is from RefSeq and is a predicted model, not a curated record. Gene Ontology annotation, cellular component: plasma membrane; cytosol.
CAAUUCCUCAACGGGGCAAACCCCAUGCUUUUGAGGCGCUCUAAGAGCCUGCCAGCCCGGCUGGUGCUGCCCCCGGGGAUGGAAGACUUGCAUGCCCAGCUGGACAAAGAGCUUCAGGCUGGAUCUCUGUUUGAAGCUGAUUUCUCCCUGCUGGAUGGAAUUAAGCCAAAUGUCAUCGCCUUUAAGCAGCAGUAUGUGGCAGCCCCUUUGGUCAUGCUGAAGCUACAGCCAGAUGGAAGACUUUUACCCAUGGCCAUUCAGCUCCAGCCACCUCAACAGGGACAGCCUCCUCCUCUGCUCUUCCUGCCUUCAGAUCCCCCCAUGGCCUGGCUGCUGGCCAAGAUAUGGGUCCGUAGCUCUGAUUUCCAGUUGCACCAGCUACAGUCACAUCUGCUAAGGGGACAUCUGGUGGCUGAGACCAUUUCUGUGGCCACAAUGAGGAGCUUGCCGAGCCUUCAUCCUAUCUACAAGCUCCUGAUCCCCCACUUUCGCUAUACCAUGGAUAUCAACACCUUGGCCCGGAAUAACCUCGUCUCUGAAUACGGAAUUUUUGAUCUGGUGGUGAGUACAGGCAGGGGUGCCCAUGUGGUCAUUCUCCAGAGAGCCACAGCUUGUUUGACAUAUCGUUCCUUCUGUCCUCCUGAUGAUCUGGCUGACCGUGGGCUCCUAGAUGUGAAAUCUUCUCUCUAUGGCCAAGAUGCCUUCAGGCUCUGGGAAAUCAUCAAUCGGUAUGUGAAAGGGAUGGUUGGGCUUUUCUACAAGAGUGAUGAAGCUGUGAAGCAGGACCCAGAGCUGCAGACAUGGUGUAGAGAAGUCACUGAGGUUGGACUGCAGGGGGCCCAGGACCGAGGGUUCCCCCUCUGCUUAGAGUCCCGGGAUCAGCUCUGUCAUUUUGUUACCAUGUGCAUCUUCACGUGUACUGGUCAGCAUUCUUCUGCCCACCUGGGCCAGCUGGACUGGUACUCCUGGGUCCCUAAUGGCCCUUGUACCAUGCGGAAACCGCCACCCACCUCUAAGGAUGUGACCGAGAAGGACGUAGUGGACUCACUGCCUAGUCUCCAGCAAGCCCGUAUGCAGCAGACUGUCACCAACUUCCUUGGCAGACACCAACCUGUGAUGGUGUCCCUGGGGCAGCAUACGGAGGAAUAUUUCUCGGGUCUUAAGCCCCAGGAAGUGCUGAAGCAAUUCCGAGAGGAGCUGACUACCAUGGACAAAGAGAUUGAGGACCGGAAUGCACGCCUGGACUUACCCUAUGACUACCUUCAACCGAGCAAGGUGGAAAACAGUGUGACCAUCUGACAGACCCAUGCCCUCAACCCCAAAGCUCACUGUUUCCACACUGAUUAAUUUUCUAAAUUUUGCUUAAAAUU